Medioppia subpectinata is the source of this 1200-nucleotide messenger RNA. NCBI's taxonomy places the organism in Eukaryota, Metazoa, Arthropoda, Arachnida, Sarcoptiformes, Oppiidae. The record is from the annotation of a GenBank genome assembly.
AAUUGAUGUCCGAAAAAGUGAUUUCAAAACAUUGAUUGCGAAAAAUGAGUUGCGAUUGAAAUCAGUGUUGAGUUUUGUUUUCUUCGGCACUCAUUUUGUACACUAUUUUUAACCGCCGAAGAAGUGAUGGCCGAGAAGUUUGCAGCGGAACUGAUGUCGGGUGUGAUCGCCGGCCAGAGAGCGUCACUCUCUCGGGCCAUAACUUUGGUCGAGUCGAGCAAACGGUCACCACUCAGACGACAACUCUUGAGGAGAGUUAACGAUCAUAACGUGAAGACCGGACACAAGACGCUGAGGUUGGGUAUCAGCGGAGGUCCCGGCGCUGGGAAGUCGACGUUCAUCGAGUCGUUUGGCAUGAAUCUGAUCCAGAAGUACGACAAAAAGGUGGCCGUCUUAGCCAUCGACCCCUCGUCGGCCAUCAAUGGCGGCUCAAUACUCGCCGACAAGACCCGUAUGGCCCGUCUCUCCAGACAUCCCAUGGCCUUCAUUAGGCCCUCUCCUAGCAGUGGAUAUAUGGGUGGAGUCACACAGACUACCAGCAAUGCCAUCUCGUUGUGUGAGAGCGCCGGCUAUGAUGUGGUGAUCAUCGAGACGGUAGGUGUGGGACAGUCGGAGUACGAGGUGUCGUAUUUGUGUGAUUUGAUGGCACUAUUGGUGGCGCCGUCGGGAGGCGACGAAAUACAGGCCAUUAAGAAGGGAAUCGUGGAAAUGGCGGACAUUAUAAUAGUGACCAAAUCGGAUGGCGAUCUCGUGAGACACGCGCGUAAGAUGUCGGCCGAGAUUAUGUCGGCCACCAAAUUCAUCAAUUAUGGCGAAAGACCUCCUGUUAUCCGCUGUUCGGCCGUCACUAACGAAGGCAUUGACGACAUUUGGGCCAAAAUGGAGGCUUUGGUUGAGUGCGAAGAGAAGAAGGCAGAGAAACGCAACGAACAGAGAGUGAAACACUUGAAGAUUGGUUUAGUUAAUGAGUUCUUAACGGAAUUGAAUCGAAGGAUUCCUCUCGAGAAAUAUGAGGAACUCUUGAGAACCGAUGCGACGGUUAUUGUCGAAGAUAUCAUUGAGAAGAUCUUCGAUGAGGACCUCUUGAAUGGCAUUUCCGAUAUGCAUAGUAUGAAAGAGAGUUGAGAUUUAAUGACAUUUAUUUUAUGGUUAAUUUGUUUAACGAUUUUAAUUCAAUAUUAGAUAUUAUAUUAAUUGUUG